GGUGCAAUAAGUUAGAGUGAGAAAAAAUAUACUUGUCUCACUUUAACGUAUUGCACUAGUCAGCAGUGCAGCUAAAAAGAAGAGACCUAUAGAUCGGUAUUCGUGGUUCGUCCUGAAAUUAAGGUCGUCUCGAGUAUGAUUUUCCAGUAGAAAACGCUAUUAGUUAUAGCUAAAUCGUGCAUUUUAACAUUAUGUAACCUGUAUCAAGUUUCGACAGAAUUGUAUCAAGUUGUGUCAAUAAACUUUUAUCAAUUUCUCUCUCACUAAUAUGAAACAUGUUACUGCAAGAUAAUCGUACGUACGCUUUAUUUUGAAAAAUCGAAUUUAAAUGGACAUGCGCGAUAUUUACGUGUAUUUCAAGUUACGUGCUCGUAGGCAGAACAACUUAUUUAAUUAACACGCUGGUAGAAGCUUUUUGAAAUUAAUAUUUAAUUUUUUUUCAUGAUAAAUAUAACAAAAUUUUAAAUGUAACUGCGUUUAAGUGCUCGCGAAUCUCGUUUGUGGUAAUUAAAUUAAGCAGACGGAUUGAGAUAGAUAAUGUUAUUUUACGAACUUGUUAUCUGCGUUUAAUCAUUCCCGAUACGAGCGAAUGCUUCGAUAAUAUUUUUUAAUCAACAUCGAAUAUGACGUGUACCUUAUUCUACGAACAGGAAUCCUUUAAAGAAGAACUACUUGACCCAGAGACCAACCGCUGCAUCUCCGCUUUUAUCCCAUCAAGAGGAUCAAGAAUUGGAUCUCGUUGUUCAAAGACUCAUCUAUGUGGAGAGCGCGAUAAGAAAGUUAACCAAGGAGAUGAAGAAGUACACGGGGGCUUUGGUAAAUUUGGACAGAGCUGAUCAACGAUUGAGUAUGAACCUGAUCGGUUGCGGAGUGGUACAGAGUAAUGACGAAUACAGGAAGAUAGUAGAAGACUAUUUUUCCGUCGCCACGCAAGUGGGGAAGAACGUUCAGGAGAUGACCAGCUUGUGCCACAGGAUGUUCGUGGAGCCUCUGAAGAAGUUUAGGAAUGAAUUUGCCGCUAUCGCCGCAGCGGUAAUGAAGCGCGAAGAUCUAGUAGCCGCAUGGAAGUACUCGCACAAUCGCGUGAAGAAGUUGCAAGAGAAGAAAGACAGAACGGCGAGUCACAUCGCGAAGCUGGAGAGAGAACGGAGAACGGAGGAAGUAGCGGCGAGAGAGCUGAAAACCGUGCACGCACAGUUGCUCACCGAGUUACCUGCAUUCCUUGAGAAGAGACUGGAUUACAUCAAUCCGAGCAUUCACGCUGUGAUUAUGAUACAAUUAAAUUAUUACGGGCACGCGACGCAGUUGUACACGCAACUGAUGCCCAUACAACAUUCCUUCGAAUCCACUUUGAACGCGACGCAAGUACCUGAAGACGAGUAUCAGCGAGCUGUAACGGCUGAACUCAAUAGAUUGAGGGCGCUAACCAUAGUGAAGGAUAACUAACUAGCUAAACUACCUGAAGCAA
Molecule: messenger RNA, 1468 nt
Organism: Ooceraea biroi (clonal raider ant)
Lineage: Eukaryota; Metazoa; Arthropoda; Insecta; Hymenoptera; Formicidae
Product: bridging integrator 3
Biological process (GO): plasma membrane tubulation; endocytosis; actin cortical patch localization
Cellular component (GO): cytoplasm; actin cytoskeleton
Molecular function (GO): protein binding; lipid binding
Source: RefSeq, a predicted model, not a curated record